This is a messenger RNA of Porites lobata, 363 nucleotides long. Lineage: Eukaryota; Metazoa; Cnidaria; Anthozoa; Scleractinia; Poritidae. The record is from the annotation of a GenBank genome assembly.
AUGGAGCACCUGAAACCGCCUGAAGCUCUGAUAUUGUCUGUAGAGACGAAUAACGCCGAAGCAUGGCGGCGCUGGAAAAUGUCAUGGGGCCCUUACAAAGUUUCGAGCGGACUCGAUCAAAAGGAUGAAAACAUUCAAGUUGCUACGUUGCUCCACGUGCUUGGCAAUGAAUGGAUGGAAUUUUUUUCAAAUUUUGUGUGGGAUUCUGAAGAUGACCGGGAUAAAAUUGAGGCCGUGGAAGAAAAGUUCAAAGCUCAUUGUGCACCACUGACUCGAGGCACUUCAAUUGCUAUUUGUUUAUCGAACGGAAACAGCAAGACGGCGAGACAAUCGAUGAAUUUUGUAGCGCAUUGCAAACAUUAG